This is a messenger RNA of Notodromas monacha, 848 nucleotides long. Lineage: Eukaryota; Metazoa; Arthropoda; Ostracoda; Podocopida; Cyprididae. The record is from the annotation of a GenBank genome assembly.
AUGUGCAAACAUUAUUCGAAAUGUUCUUGUUGCAGGAAUGUGUUCUACCUGGUGGAGAGCGUCCCGAAAUUUGUUGAGGAAUACAACUUUGUUAUGCAAACCCUGUUCCACUGUCCCAAGAUGCCUUCCACUCAGUUCUACGAAGGACUCGUCCGGUUUGGAAUCGAAGACAAGGUGCAGUAUUUCCGCAUGUCUGACAAGGAGCGGGCCACCAUUUGGGAUGGCUGGACUGAAGAAGGGCCCAAGAAACCCAGAAGACGGGCCGAAAUUGACUUCUUCAACCUCGUCACUGAUCCUUCAGUCACUAAUGGAGCAGUGUUGAAAAUGCCGCACCCGGAAAACAGGGUCGUGUUGCGAGGAGCGAACCUAAUUAUUGAUUCCAGAAACACCGAACAUCAUUUCUAUGCUCGAGUUUUCUCCAGAGGCUCCGGGAAAAACAAUGUUGUCAACAAUAUUGUAUUCAACAAGUUGACAAAACGAGUCGAAAUGGACUCAGAUGUGAGGAAAACGCAUUUGCCUGACCGAGGACCGAAUGAAAACACAGAAUUUUGUGAUGAUGAACUUCCACCACUCUCAGUUGAAGAUGAAGAUCCAUUGGCUGCUUUCCGCUGUCCAGGUUCUAAGCGACCCCAAUCAUUAAUUUGUAAUUACUAGGACACAGCAAACAAUUUCUGUCGAUCUUAUUUUAAUCCUCGUUUCAUUGUUAUCCUUCUUUCGAAUCUUUCCUUUUUUAAUCCUGCUGAUAUUAUCGAUUGUUCAGUCAUGCUGCGAAAGCCUUUUGAGAGAACUCGUGGCAUUCUGAUGAAAUUGUUCAUUGCCAGGAAUGAAGGCUCAUAUUUCAUUUUCUC